Molecule: messenger RNA, 540 nt
Organism: Protopolystoma xenopodis
Lineage: Eukaryota; Metazoa; Platyhelminthes; Monogenea; Polystomatidea; Polystomatidae
Source: the annotation of a GenBank genome assembly
UGUCCAUUUGGGUCUGCCAGUCUUUCAAGAAUCCUGCAUUCACCAAUUAGGAGUGAACACAAUCCGACCGCUAGUGCUAGAAAUAUCGGCCCUUUCGAUGUUUCCUUCUCAAGUCCGCCCACUAAAAAUAGCCAGUCUGAGUUUUUAUAUCCAAUAUCAUCAGAGAUCAGCACUCCUGACUCGGGACAUCAUCAAUUGCAGAUCAGCCCAAAUAGAUUUCAAAGGAAUUUUAUUUUACAUGAAGGAACGCUGUCUCCAUCUGCAUUUCAGCUACCCAAAUUAUUUGAAUCGGUCUCAGAUUGUCGCCAUGAUGGUCCAGAACGUCUUUCAAUAAGUUCUGGGAAUCCGGAGAGAGUAGCUCCGAAAAGCCAAGAACUACACACCAAUACCCACUACACUAAACUAAACUUAAAGAUGAUUGAUACAAAGGCGAGUAAUCUAGCGUUUGCCGCUAUCAUUCUUGAAAAAUUUUGUCAAGAGCUAGCAGCACUUUGCUUGGAACACAGUCUUCUAGUUGGAAGUUUGCAUGGUUCCCCUUGA